This is a messenger RNA of Poecilia reticulata (guppy), 3864 nucleotides long. It is a transcript of the gene eps8l2, whose product is annotated as EPS8 signaling adaptor L2. The record is from RefSeq and is a predicted model, not a curated record. NCBI's taxonomy places the organism in Eukaryota, Metazoa, Chordata, Actinopteri, Cyprinodontiformes, Poeciliidae. Gene Ontology annotation, cellular component: ruffle membrane; plasma membrane; vesicle. Gene Ontology annotation, biological process: positive regulation of ruffle assembly; regulation of Rho protein signal transduction; Rho protein signal transduction. Gene Ontology annotation, molecular function: actin binding.
UCGGACCUGUCUUCGUUUUUUUUUUUUUUUUUUUUGCAAAACCAAAGCUCUUUGACUUUCUACAGUUUCGACAGCUUCCCCACCGUCGCCCCCCCGCGGAGUUACCUUUCUUUUUGCGGUUCCGCACAGAAGGUUUUAGGAUGAUCGGCUGACGUCGGAGGCGCUGUCUGAACCCACGUGUGUCAACUUAAACGCCCAGUCUGCAAAACUUCUCCGUGAGUUGCUGAGGUGGAUGCCUGAAAUCAUGAACUCCCCAGGACCUCUGUCGAGGCAAGCCAAUGGAGUGGCCAGAUCGGACAGCAAGCUCAGCGCCAAGGCCCUCUAUGAGCAGCGGAAAAAAUACUCCAACUCCAAUUUCAUCAUGCAAGAGACGUCGCAGUACCACGUAGAGCAUCUGUCGACGUUUGUUGUGGACAAGACAGAAUCUAUCGUCACGGUGGACGAUGCUAUCAAGAAGCUGAUUGUUCUGGACUCGAGGGAUAAAAUCUGGACACAGGAGAUGCUGCUGCAGGUCACAGACAAGGCGCUCAGACUUCUUGAUUGUGACACUCAGGAAGAACUGGAGAACUUCCCCCUCACCACAGUCCACCUCUGCCAGACGGUGCUGAAUCAGACACGCUACCCGUCUGUGCUGCUGCUCAUGUGUCAAGACAGGGACCAACACAAACCCGACAUCCAUUUCUUCCAUUGUGACCAAGUGGAGGCUGAGUUGGUUCACGCAGACAUAGACAGUGCUCUUGGCGACAACAAACAUGGAAAAAAAAUGAGGCUGGAAACCCUCAAGGUGAACCAGGAAAAAAUGAAGCGUCAGAGAGAAACCAUCCUCCCUCCCUCGGCCCCCAGGGGCCCGCCACCUGUUGCAAAUAGACGAGCGGCAGCCGCUGCACACACUCACGGUCCGCAAGAUGCAGAGUCGCAUGAAAAGCUGGCCCAGCGCAUUGAGAAGGAUGUGCAAAUCCUCAACUGUGCCCUGGACGACAUCGAGAUCUUUGUGGCGCGGCUGCAGAAGGCAGCCGAGGCUUUUUAUCAGCUCAAUCAACGCAACAAGAGUAAGAAGAACAAGAAGAAAGGACCAGCAGAGGGCAUGCUGACCCUGCGGGCCAGGCCCCCCUCUGAAGCAGAGUUCAUUGACAGCCUGCAGAAACUGAAGCUGGCCCUCAACCUCUUGGCCAAACUGAAGAAACAUCUACAGAACCCAAGUGCUCCGGAGCUGGUUCAUUUCCUGUUUGGACCUUUGGAGCUGGUCCUGCAGACGUGUGGAAGUCCUGACCUGGUGCGCUCCGUCAUCUCCCCUCAUCUUUCGAUGGAUGCCGUCGACUUCCUGCGCGGACACCUCACCCCCAAAGAGAUGACCACUUUUGAGCUGCUUGGUGACGGAUGGACCAGACCCAGAGCAGAUUGGCCCAGAGAUCAGUGCGCGCCUCCUUAUUACCCCAAGUUUCGAAAUGGAUGGGAGCCACCUGCAGACUUUUUCUUGACGUCUCCGUGGGAAACCGAGGGACCACCCAGUCCACUUGCAUCUCCCACAAGCCCUGACUACAGAAGACACUCACCUGACAAUUAUUACGUCAAUCAUUCCCCACCAAAUGGGAUGCAUAGCAACCGUAAAUAUGCCAAAAUCCGUUACAAUUUUGUGGCGCGGAAUCCCAACGAGCUGUCAGUGCUGCAGGAUGAAGUCCUUGAGGUGUUGGAAGACAACAAACAGUGGUGGAAACUACGGAAUCGCAGCGGCCAAUCCGGCUACGUCCCAUACAACAUCCUGGAUGUUGUAAGGCUAGAAGAACCAGAAGAGCCCUACCCGAGCGACUACAGGGGUUCGCCCACUGAACUUCUGCACAAGAGGGACAGUUUCAAAGGGGGAAUACAGAAAGACAAAAAGAUGGACGAGGUUAAUAACGAGCUACUGAUGAAAAUCACAGCAAACAAAAACCCGCCACCCAGAAAGAUCCGGAUAGAGCGCCCGGCGGCCCCACGGGUGCCAUUAACUUCCGAGUCAUCUCCAGGGCAGGUGACAAUGUGGCUCAAUGCAAAAGCUUUCUCUAAACAGACUGUUGAAUGUUUGGGAAUCCUGACAGGAGCGCAGCUGUUUUCCCUGAACAAAGAGGAGCUGAAGGCCGUGUGCGGGGACGAAGGCGGCCGUGUCUUCAAUCAGGUGUCUCUGCAGAAAGGACAAUUAGAGAGGUCCCAAGGAGACUCUGAGCUGCAGGAAAUCAUGACGCGAAGGAAGGAGAAGGUCGACUCCACAAGCAGCUUCGACUGAACACGUGGAGCGCCACCCGCCACCCCAAGUGCAGCAGCUUGCAAAAUUUAUUUUCUCGUGAUCCUCAGAUAAAAAAAGAAACAAACAAGAUUGAAUACGCUCAUUAUUAAUUGCAUAUUUAUUUUGUAAAAUGUUAGAUGUUUGUUUUUCAAGUGUUUCCAAAUUAUGUUGCAUUUUUCUCAAUUGAUGAAAUUAUCGAAGAAAUUACCUGCUAAGAAGAGGAACUUGUGCACAGUUUUGCUGUAUGUGCAGGACAUGCAUGCAACACACGCGUGCAUGAGAGGGCAGGGUCAGUGUAUGUUCUUAAUAAUACUGUUUUAUACUGUUUACAGAAUUUGUCUGUAAAAACCUAAAAUCUUUGCAGUUGCUUUUUAAAAUCAGUGCCAGGAUGUUUGACAUAUUUUCUAUUGCAUAGCCAAUUAUUUUCAUGUGAAUGCUAACAGGAAAGAUAAAGCAAGCGUACGUUUUGUUGUGUAUGGCAGAAGUUUGUGUCUGGUCGGUAAACAUAAAUCAGUGACAAGUAUUAGAAUAAAUGCUCUUAUUCUUCUUUUCUUGAUGUUAUUUGACAUUUUGGCAACUUAAAAAAGCAAAAUGCCUUUCUCAGUAAUAGUGGGAUCUUUUAUAUGGCGCCCUCCAAAUUUAUUGGCAGACCUAAAAUGGAUAUAAACCUUUAAAAUGAAUUAAUCUUUUAUCGCUGAAGCAUAUUUUGACGUUGGAAACUUUUUCUGCAGCUGUUUAAGAAUAAAAUCUUUUUCAUAUUCCAUGGACAAAGUCGUACAUUAGUGCAUGGUAUUAUGUGAUACACAUAGUAUUUCAUAGUCUUUUCAUUUUGUUUCUAUUUGAUUACUUGUGGACAAUAGAAACUGAGUUAAUUAUGACUUUGAUCUGGGGUAGUGUAAACAAGCAGUGACUCAUUAAAUGAAACAUGAAUCUUCUCAUAAAAGGAAAAAAAUAGAGAGCAAAAUGAAACGCCGAGGAAGCCAAGCUGAGAAAAUCACUGAUGAAAGAAUGUAGUGAAUGUCCGCUGUACAAUUUGUUAUUGUCAAGAAGUUCACUUCUUAUUGGAUUAUUAUAAUCAACUCUAAAGCGUUCUCUCUACAAUCUUUCUGUCACGGUUAAACCGUUUGAUUUCUCAGUGAAAUCGUAGUGACCCAGUUAAGUAAAAUACUGAUGACAAAAUCAACCUCAACACUCUGAACGACUUAAAAAAGUAAGAUAUAAGUUUGAAAACGAAGCCUCCAUUGCUCUUCCUCUAGGGCCUUGUAAAGUUGAUGCAGGUGACAUUUUAAAAAGCUAUUUAGUGCUAUCUAUUGUGGAAUUUAUUUUCCUCCUCGAUGAGUUUUUAAAAAAAAUUAGUUUUGAAUAAUGCUACAGUAAAAAUAGAUUAAUCAAUUUUAAGGGUUUUUGCACAUAUUUUUAUUAUUCAUGUACGUUAGUGUCUAUUGUAACCUGGUGUUUGAGAUGUAAACUGCACAAAAUGUUAAGAAUAAACUAAAUUUGUGUUCUGGUAUGAAAAAUCACAUGAAGAUUCACAGAAAAUGUUCUUGGUGUAAAUAUUUGUGAUGAUAUAAUUAAAGAAUUUACCAUUAAUAUUUUGCAACAGA